UGCGGGACCAGCGGACUAGUGUGCAACGCCCCGCUUAAGAGGCACAUUAACCCCCUCUGCUUCCGCUACUUCUUCCAUCAUUCGCAUCCACAACACAACAUUUUCAACACGGAUAGUCGCCGGUAUCAGUACUGAAUACUCUUCGUCAUUCGCUCUCCUUACCUUGUCUAAACUUCUUGCUUCUCGAGCGCAAAAUUUGCGCUAGUUGGAUGGUCGCCGUUGGGAGUUUAUUAAAAAGGUUGCGCUCUCUUUCUGUUUGCGCUUCGCGACCGCAAAUAGUAUCAUUCCUCUAGACCACCUAAGUCAUUGCGCCCUCAUAGCUCUCCCAGUGCAUUCGACAAUCCGUCAAGUACACUCCUUCAUCAUAGUGUACCAUUUGCGCACCAUGAUCACCAUGGCCCAUACUUAUUCGUCGCUCGUUACAUCUCGUGAGCCUGAGGAUUCAACUCAAGCGGACGACUCUGUCGCAGUAAAUGUUCGAUACUUUCCCUCGACAGAGUUGGACACAUCAAUGGCUCUAAUGUCUUUGGAUGAUCAGACUCAACCAACUCCGGUCGCUGGGCUGGAAGGCGACAACAACAUCUCCCCUCCAACACAGGGACCCCUCGCUCAGUUUACCAUCUUCGACGACUUGCCAUCGGAGCUCAGACUACAGAUCUGGCGAGAAGCUAUGAGCCCCAGGGUUCUAGAGAUCAUGUGGAAUCGUGACAAAGGCUACUUCUCGGAUUGUCGAGACCAAAUCCCGGCGCUUAUGCACGUCUGUGUAGAGUCUCGCGCUUGUGCGCUCGAAAAGUACAUUCCAAUGAUUGUGGAAAACGAAUGCGAAGAGCCGAGUGUAGACGGCUCUGACAGCUCCGACGACGCACCAAAUCGACCGAAGGAACCUCCAACACUACCACCUCUGAGCGUGUACAUCGAUCCUACGAAGGACACGCUCUACCUAUCCAUGGGGACUUGGGACCUGUCCGGACCUUACACUGGGAUGCUCAUCGAUUUUCUCAGGAUCGUGGAUUCCACUGUGGCGUCGAAGCUGGAGCAUCUCGAGACUGGGUUCGAUCACACGAUCUUCGUCGUCGCACCUAAAGUCUCAGAUGAUCUUAAUUCCCCACCGCUUCUAACCCGAUUUCCCAAGAUGAAGACCCUUGGGAUGGCGGUCUCAGAUAUUUGUAUCGCUACGCCUAUGUACGGAGCCGAUCUCUAUAGACAUACGCAAACCCUCGCACCCCGUCGACCAGCUCUUGGCGUCAAGAACCUAGACCACUCGAGACCUUUCGACACUUACAGAUGGUGUCCUUUGACUCGAAGAAUCCGCACUACUUCUUUAUCCCUGAGUUCCUGGUCUUCCAUUCCUACGAAGCUUGCGAGAUGGAAGGUACUGUUAAUGCAGGGAGGAGCUGACGGAACCUUUUUGGAUGACCUUGAUAUCCAGGUCACUGAGAUCGUCAGAGGUGACAUGAUUAAUGGAUAAGUCAUUAUGGAUGUGCGGCCAUAGACGCGAAAUACUUGGGAAGAACCAGGCGUUGGCAAAAGCAUAGAAGGGCUGGUGGGCAGUGGUGGUCUCC
Mollisia scopiformis is the source of this 1562-nucleotide messenger RNA. RefSeq lists its product as uncharacterized. The record is from RefSeq and is a predicted model, not a curated record. The transcript is spliced from 2 exons. Bases 386 to 1468 code for a protein of 360 amino acids. NCBI's taxonomy places the organism in Eukaryota, Fungi, Ascomycota, Leotiomycetes, Helotiales, Mollisiaceae.